This is a messenger RNA of Phyllotreta striolata, 458 nucleotides long. NCBI's taxonomy places the organism in Eukaryota, Metazoa, Arthropoda, Insecta, Coleoptera, Chrysomelidae. The record is from the annotation of a GenBank genome assembly.
GUUUCAUUUAUUAAUUUCGAUACAUACAUAAACACUAAUGUUAUCGUAACAAAAUUUACAGUAAAUAAAUACAAAUUAAAUGUGAACGUGCACCGCAUCUAGCGCUUUAAAAGUGAAAUGCAAUCUAGUAUAAUUCCCAGUAUUGUAAAAUAUCGCUUCUCACUGUUGUUCCACAAACCUCGCCCGUACAGCGACGAUAAUGAUAAAUUCGACGAGAGGCGGAAGGUCUUCGAAUUGGAAUACGUACUCAAGCAGACGCAUAUUCAACUUAAGGAAUUAAAGAGGAAAAUAAGAGAAAGAAGACGCGCAAAACGCGAGGAACUAGAACGGCGGUACGAUGAACAGGAGAGGGCACAAAGGGAGCGCGAUGAGAGAAAUGAUAGAGAUAGAUCUUAGAUUGUUUUUUAUAUUCUUUAAUAAAUAAUUAAUAAAGCUGGGAUUUUGGGUUUUGUAUAGUC